AUGAACAAUAAUAAUAGUAAUACAAACAAUAAUAAUAAUAGCAAUAGCAAUAAUAAUAAUAAUAAUAAUAAUAAUAACUCUGUAACCAAAAAGAAAUCCAAAAAAUUAAAUAACACUAAAGUUAAUCCCCAUAUAUAUGAAGAGGUUUUAAGAAGAAGAGAUCAUCUUAUAGACUCUCCAACCCCAGAGUUAUUUUAUACAAGAGUAGAAGGAGUAAUUCAAAUUGUUAAUUUUGUUGGUAUCCAAGAGCUCAUUGAUAGUAUACCAAAAACCUUUGAAGAAGCUCAAAGAAUAAGAUUAAACAAUAAUAGUUUGGGAAGAUUAAAUAAUACACACACAAUUGUUAUUUCCGAUUUAUAUCAAAUAAGUGAAGAUGAAGAAGAAAAUGUUUUAUAAAAAUAAAAAACAAAUAAAUAAAUAAAUAAAUAAAUAAAUAAAUAAAUAAAUAAAUAAAUAAAUAAAUAAAUAAAUAAAUAAAUAAAUAAAUAAAUAAAUAAAAAAAAGAUUAUAUUUACUAAAAU
Dictyostelium purpureum is the source of this 521-nucleotide messenger RNA. RefSeq lists its product as uncharacterized. The record is from RefSeq and is a predicted model, not a curated record. The transcript has a single exon. The coding region runs from base 1 to 396 and encodes 131 amino acids. Lineage: Eukaryota; Evosea; Eumycetozoa; Dictyosteliales; Dictyosteliaceae.